GGCAAGUCCGGCGCCGACAUCAUGCGCGAGGUGCUGAGCCUGGGCGCCGGCCGGCCGGACGCCGCCGUCGACAACGCCAAAGAGUGCCAGGAGAAGGAGGAGGGCCGCUCCAAGUUCUACGUGUGGGUGGACACGGAGGGCCGCGACCACGCCGAGGACGGCCUGGCGGACGGCCUGGCGGACCACUGCAAGGACGACUUCAACCACUACGAGAUGAUCCGGGACCCCAUCUACGAGGAGAUCCACGUCCACGACGACCAGGAUGACGACGUGCCGCCGCCGCUGCCGCUGUCGCCGCCGCCGCUCGAAGACAAGAUGGCCUGCUGCAGGUCCAUCUUCGAGGGCGCCUCCAAGGACGACAUCCUGAGCUACCUGGUGGACGCGCGCGAGCGCGGCAUCGUGCCGGCCUCCUCGGAGGAGAUGUACUUCGGCGGCAGCGGCAGCUCGACGGGGCUGUGCGACGAGGCGGAGGAGAUGGACUCGGAGGACUCGCAGCCGCAGCACUCGCGGCAGACCUCGCUGGACCUGACGGAGCUCAGCUCGCGCGUGUCACAGCUCAGCAACACGAGCGACUCCAGCGAGGACUCCGUCACCCUCAUCGCCAGCGACGCGCACGACGACAGCAAGGUGCGGCGCGCCGCGGCGGACAUCGAGCGUAACGACUCUGGCGUGGGCUCGGAGACGUCGCGGACCUCGAGGGCGCGGUGGCAGCAGCUGCCCGCGGACCAGCGCGACCAGCGGCACGGCUGCGAGGACUGCGAGAUGCCCGUGGAGACGCAGGUCACCGACAGUGGACUCAUGUUCGCGCCGCUGGUGUGCCGCAAGUGCGCCAAGCGGCGGCUGGAGCGUCGCGAGAUCAUCCAGGAGAUCGUGGAGACGGAGGAGAAGUUCUCCGGGGACCUGCGCAUUCUGCUGGAGGAGUUCUACAAGCCCAUGCUCGUGGCUGGUCUCCUCGCUCGGGAGCAGCUGUCCGCCAUCUUCCUGAACGCGGAGGAGCUGCAGGCGCACGCGACUGCCCUGGCGGAGCGGCUGCGCGACUCCCUGGAGAUGGCCGUGGAGCAGGGCGACGACGACCUCCUGUCCGUGGACAUCGGCCGCCUCUUCCUCGCCGCCACCCCCAUGCUGCGCGCCUUCGAGCACUACUGCACCAGACAGGCCGCCGCCUCGCUGCUGUUGGCCAGCCUGGAGAAGGAGAAAGAGUUGCUGCGGAUCUUCCUGAGAGUGUCGCAGAUGGAGAACGCCGUGCUCCGUAGGAUGAACCUCAACUCCUUCCUGAUGGUGCCGGUGCAGCGAGUGACCAAGUACCCGCUGCUGCUCGCGCGACUGUACAAGGUGACGCCCUGCUCGCACCCCGCCAAGGAGCUGCUGCUGCAGGCCCAGCACCACAUCGAGCUGCACCUGGAGCACAUGAACUCGGUGGCCAAGGACAUCAGUUCGACCAAGCUCUGGAGACGCAUCACCAUCACCAACGGACGGCGGGCGGGGGCUGAGUCCGACAUGGUGAACAUCAAGCUUCGCAAGAUGGCGGUGGAGGUGCUGGAGUGGACGCAGGACGUGAGCUUCCCCAUGGAGGGCCGACUGCUGUUCGCGCAGCCCGCCGACUCGAGCUGGCGCGCGGCCGCCGUCAAGAUGAGCCCCGUGAGCGCGCUGCUGGUGACCCACGGCCACCCGUCGGCGGACUCCCCCAUGGACGCGCCCCUCCACUUCCCCGCCCACUCGGGGGUGCGCGCGGCCACGCUGCUGCUGCUCAAGGAGAAGUGCGGCAGAUACUCGCUGCUCAGGGACCCCUUGUUCCUGGACAAGUGCAUGGUGUGCUGCGAGGUGGAGUGGGACGACUACUUCGAAGUGCAAGAGCUUGCAACCAAAGAUUCCUUCGUAUUUAAGGCGGAGGACGCCGAGCGGACGCGAACCUGGUACCGGCAGCUGCAGCUGCACGCGCAGGGGCUGGGCUCGUGGCGGAAGCGGCGGAACGCGCUGGCCAACAUCAUGAUCAACGGCAUGCAGCUGCGGAGCUAGGACUGCACUUACAGUGCCUCUGCGCCUACAGUGCCGGUGCACCUACAGUGCUGCUGCGCCUACAGUGCCGCUGCACCUACAGUGCCUCUGCACCUACAGUGCCGCUGCACCUACAGUGCCGCUGCACCUACAGUGCCGCUGCACCUACAGUGCCGCUUCACCUACAGUGCCGCUGCUGCUGCGCCUACAGUGCCGCUGCACCUACAGUGGCGCUGCACCUACAGUGCCGCUGCACCUAUAGUGCCGCUUCACCUACAGUGCCGCUGCUGCUGCGCCUACAGUGCCGCUGCACCUACAGUGCCGCUGCUCCUACAGUGCCGCUGCACAGUGCCGCUGCAGCGCGGCGGUUCAAGCCAGACAACUAGUCCAGGGUGCCAACUAGAGGCGCCUGCGCCCGGUGACGAGAGGGUGGCGUAGCUUUAAGACGACGGCGUCGGCCCGGCGCCGCCCCAGGCAAUGCCUCAGGCAAUCGGAACUGAAUCGGCGCCCGGCCGACGCCGUUCCGUAACUGACACUGUAUGUAAAACGAAAGAUUGUACCAGGUUUUUGAGCGUCUAACACUCCGAUAUAUGUUCCACGUUUCGAGGUUCGCGGCGGUGAAGUGGCCAAACGAGUCUUCCCGGCCCCUUUGGCACCCUCUUGGGUUGCCCUACUAACCCACAGUAAUCAUGCACUUUACUCAGGACUGUUUCCCAGAGCGAAAUUUACUCUUCUUCGCCAUCCGGCACGAGUUUGGCUCCGCCAGAUUGGAAGAAUGGGUGUGCACUUUGCAACAACUUUUUUCUCGGUUCCACUGUUAUCACUUAUCUUAUUUUUGACAUAGUGUCACGGAUGAAAUCUGAUGCAUCCUUCAUAUCCAAGAAGUGAAUCUCAGAAUAGUUUCUCUUCAGAGAAACAAUUCUGGUGCUUAGAUUCUCUAUAAUUCUAACCUUCUAGGUUACUGAUAAGACACUAACUGGCUCCUACUGAUCCAUAUUGCCGAACCUAAAGUGUUUUUUUUUCUGAGAAAGAAUGUUUUUGUGCCUAGUCGAAAAUGUCAAAUGUCCUCUUAGGCGACAUAACAGGCAAUUACCAGAUUACUAUUUCACCAUCAUAGAAGUGUUUUGUAGUAGUUGUAUCAAAUUUAUGUAAAUUUGCACAUUUUGUACAUAUAGGGAAAAAGUUGAAUGUAUUAACUCCUGUUGCUGUGAUAUUAAGCACCGGUUAAUUCGUUGCUUGAACAUUAUGAUGAAAGAGAGAGAGAGGUAAUAAUUUAUAUUUCUUAUAGUUGUGAGAUGGAAUGACUGCCCAUACGGCAAAAUUUAUUUACACGUUCUGUGGCGAGUAUGGAAUAUGUACAUAUAUAUGUAGCCGCAUUUUAGAGGUGACAUUGUUCUGUCCUCAAAAAUUGACCUCCGCGCUAUUUUUCAGAAAUAAAACCAUUUUGAAAAAUA
Molecule: messenger RNA, 3449 nt
Organism: Thrips palmi
Lineage: Eukaryota; Metazoa; Arthropoda; Insecta; Thysanoptera; Thripidae
Gene: RhoGEF64C
Product: dynamin-binding protein
Biological process (GO): positive regulation of Rho protein signal transduction
Molecular function (GO): guanyl-nucleotide exchange factor activity
Source: RefSeq, a predicted model, not a curated record